Molecule: messenger RNA, 1449 nt
Organism: Phytophthora sojae
Lineage: Eukaryota; Oomycota; Peronosporomycetes; Peronosporales; Peronosporaceae
Exons: 3
Coding region: 1-1449 (482 amino acids)
Cellular component (GO): mitochondrion
Molecular function (GO): metalloaminopeptidase activity; manganese ion binding
Source: RefSeq, a predicted model, not a curated record
AUGAUGUUGCGGAAGGCUGCGCAGCGCGUCGUGCAGCUCCGGGCGGGCGCCUACGGCGUGCGGGCCGCAUCGAACUUUGCCGCAGGCGCGAAGGUCGACGACCCCGAGCCGUUCAACCCGUUCGAGGUGCAACCGGGAUGCCUGCAGCCCGGACUGCCGGCCACGGAGUUCCAGCAGCGCCGCGCCAAGCUGUUCGCCACCAUGCCCGACAACUCGGCGCUCAUCGCCAACGCGGCCGAGGUCAAGUACAUGACCCACGACAUCCCGUGGGAGUUCCACCAGAACAGCAACUUCAUGUACCUCACGGGGCUCGAGGAGCCGGACGCCCACGCCGUGCUGCUCAAGACCCAGAACAAGUGCUCCUUCGUGCUCUUCGUGCGUCCUCGCGACCCGCACAGCGAGCAGUGGGAUGGCGCUCGGAUCGGACUGGACGGAGCCAAAGAUCGGUACUUGGCGGACGACGCGUUCCAGCUCACGGACCUUGCUCCGGCAAUGAACAAGCUGAUUUCUGGAGUGGACAAGGUGUUUGUGCUCAAGCCUGAUGGUGGACGAUACUCGCCCAGCUUUGUGGAGGCGACGCAGGGCUUCCACAGCAAGUUCUUCGCGGGAGACUUCUUGGUGGAGCAGCUGCGUGUGGUCAAGUCGGAGAACGAGCUGAACCGCAUGCGAUUUGCAGCGGACAUUGGUGCGCAGGGAUUUAUUGACAUGAUGAAGAACACGCGGCCAGGGAUGUCGGAGUUGGCGCUGGGGUCGGUGUUUGAGGGCUCUAUCAAGAAGAACGGUGCACUGUGGAAUGCGUUCCCGAACGUUGUCGGUUCGGGGUCUAAUGCUGCUGUGAUCCACUACUUGGCGAAGCGCGAUUUGCUCCGUGCGCACGACUUGGUGCUGGUUGACUCGGGAUGCGAGGUUGCUGGUGGCUACGCCAGUGACAUCACCCGCACGUGGCCUGUGGGAGGAAAGCUGUCGUCCGGACAGACCACCAUGUACGAGUUCGUGCUGGACGUGCAGAAGAAAUGCAUCGACCACUUGAGAACCAAGAUCGAAGCCAAGGAGUCCAUCACUCUGAACGAGCUGCACGAUUACUCCGUGGAACUCAUGAUGAAGCGGAUGCUUGAUUUUGGCAUUUUGACGAACAAGGGCGGCCCCUUCUCGCGUUCUGCGAUUCGCGAGUUUCAGAAAUACAACCCGACGCACAUCGGCCACUAUCUGGGCAUGGAUACCCACGACACGCCCCACGUUACGCGCGGCGCGCCGUUGGUACCUGGCAUGGUAGUCACUGUGGAGCCGGGUAUUUACUUGCCGAAGAACGAUAUUAAUCUGCCCGAGGAAUUCCGUGGUAUUGGUAUUCGUAUCGAGGAUGACGUUGUGAUCACGGAGUCUGGGAUAGAAAUCACGACAUCCAAGGUGCCGAAGGAGCUGCAAGAGAUGGAGGCGUUGCGUUUCGAGUAG